This is a messenger RNA of Lodderomyces pseudojiufengensis, 4074 nucleotides long. RefSeq lists its product as uncharacterized. The record is from RefSeq and is a predicted model, not a curated record. The transcript has a single exon. NCBI's taxonomy places the organism in Eukaryota, Fungi, Ascomycota, Pichiomycetes, Serinales, Debaryomycetaceae. Gene Ontology annotation, biological process: regulation of DNA-templated transcription. Gene Ontology annotation, cellular component: nucleus. The coding region runs from base 1 to 4074 and encodes 1357 amino acids. Gene Ontology annotation, molecular function: RNA polymerase II cis-regulatory region sequence-specific DNA binding; DNA-binding transcription factor activity, RNA polymerase II-specific.
AUGGAUCAAAGUAAAAAAGGUGAUCCAAACGAUUGGAUUGAAAUCCCUAAAUCCAAGUAUUCAAAAAAUUCAAACAAUUCAAGUACUUCUGAAAAUGAUAAAAAUUCAAAUCAAGCUGGUAUGGAAGGUUUUAAAUCAAACCCUUAUGUAUUAUUAACUAUUCCUGAUGAUAAUGAAAAUUCAGAUAAAGAAGAUAAAGAAGAAACUACAUCAAAUUCAACUUUAGGUCCAAAAUUCAAUGACGAGAUUGAAGUUAAUGUUUCGGAUAUAACUUCAUUGGGUAUUAAUAAAGACAUCAAGAAGAAGUUACCUACUAGUGGUUUAGUAAUGAAUGUUAAUUCAAAUGGUAAAUCAAAAUUAAAUGAAAAAGCAUUAGAAAGAAGUAUCAUUUCAAUUGAUCAAGAUAUACUUUCACCAAAUGAUAUCACUUCCAAAUCAUCAACAAAUUUAAUUGCAGCAAAAAUAGAUAAACCUAUUGGAUAUGAAAAUUCAUCAACAUCAUCAUCAUCAUCAACCAACUUUGGUAAUCAUCAGAAAAGAAAAUUUAAUGAAGAAACCCCCGCCAUCAACAAUAUUAAAAAACAAAAAAGACCACCAAAAAACAGAAUGCUUUUAAGAGAUCCAAUAGGAUCAUUUUUUGGAGUAAAUAAUAAUAACAAUUUUGAUUUAAAACCUGAUGAACAUCCACCUACUGAACAUCCACCUGCUGAACAUCCACCUGCUGAAGAUCCACCUGCUGAAUCUUAUAUUCAACCAACUAAUGCUUCUGAUGUUAUACCAUUGAUCAUUAAUUCAGAUACUACUAAAACAGAAGUAUUUGCUCAAGCAUCAGCUUUGAAAGAAUUAUCCAGACAGCAAGAAAUAUUAUAUAAAAGUGAAAUUUCAAAUGAAUUAAAUGAUAUUCAUCAUGUGACCAAAAAUUUAGUUAAUAAAAAAAAUACUUUUGAUUUAACAAAAAUGGUAAAAGGUUAUGAUUAUUGUUUUUUGUCUGAAUUAAAUCAUGAUAGUAACUUAUUAUUCAAAAGAUUAAAAUCUUAUAAUCAUGUGGUUGGAUCAUUAGCAAGUCGUUCUGGUAUAUUAAUAAAGGAAUCAAAAAAAUUAAAAGUAAUAGAAUCAUUAAAAAUCAAUAAACAACUUCCUGAAAUUUACAGAAUUAGAACAGCUGAUUGUCUUAUAGAAGUUGAAGGUAAACAAAUUCUUUUGAUAUCUAUUUAUGGGGUUCUGGGACAUCCUUAUGAAACUAAAGAUAUAAUAAAAUCAAUUUAUGAAAAAUCUAUUAUCACUUAUGACCAAUCUACUACUAUUCAUUUUUCAGGAGAUUUUAAUUUUUCGAUGCAUAUUCCUAAGGAAAAUGACUAUGAUAAAGAAUGUCGUGAAGAAUUUAGAAAAUUAAUAAAUUAUUACAAUGCUGUUGAUUCAUUAGGUCAUCAUGAUAAAUGUUAUGCAACUUUUAUCUCAUCCAGGUCAAUAAGAGCUAUUGAUUAUGAUUAUAAGUCAAAACAAUUGAAUAAUUGGUCAACUAAAAUUAGAUUAUUUCAUGAUAACUUCAGUGAUCAUUUGUCUCUUGAAGGGUCAUAUAACACAUCAUUAUCAACACAACCAUCAUUGAAGUUAUUAAAGGAAAGUGAUUUUAAAUUUAUUCAAAAUGAAUAUUCCAAACUUAAACCUGCUUUUUCAUAUGUUUUUGCUGUUGAUAAACUUCAGGAAAUUGUUUCCGAAGCUGCAACUGAAUUCGAAGAAGAUGGUGUAGAUGGUGAUAUCAUGAGAUUAAUAGAUAAUGGAGAAUUGCCAACGAUGGCUAUCGAAGACUAUUUACAACCUCGAAAUAUAGGACCUUGGUCAAACUCAGAAAAUGAGCUUUUGAUAAAAUUGAUUAAAGUUUUUGGUGGGAAUCUUUCAGCAGUUGCAAUGUUUUUUCCAGCUAGAAAGUAUUGGCAAAUAAAAGAUCACUAUUUCAACGUUGCUGAUAAGACUAUCAAAAAAGGUCUGUUAACACCAAGUGAAAAAGAAGAAAUUGUUAAUCUUAGAAAUCAAAAAAAAUCGUACUUGGAAAUUGGAAUUAUGAUAAAAAGAGGUCCGGAAUUGGUAGAAAGAUAUUUAAUGAGAGAAAAAGAAAAAGCCGAAGGAUAUAAAACAAAUGAUUAUAGCAUAGAAGAAACUGAUCAACUUUUGAAAUUGGUGAACGAUGGUAUGAAAUUAGGUCAAAUUUCAAAAAUUUUAAAAAGAAGCCGAAGAAAUUUAUAUUUGAAGCUCAGACGUUUGAAUUACUACACGGAGUUAAACAUCGAUGAAAAAAGUCAAAUAGAAGAAAUGUUAAGAUCUAACAUUAGUCAUGGAAUGAUUGCUGCUAAACUUCACAGAAAUAGAUUAUUCAUCAUGCAAUAUAUAAAUAGUAUUGAAAGAGAAAAAUUUGUUCAAUCUAUAAAUGAAAGGUUUUUUGAAGUUGAUCGAGAAGCUUUUAGUAGAGAAUAUCAAAAAGAAGAAUUAGAAAUCAUUUUUAAUAAACUGGAUGAUGAAGGUUUUCCUGCUAUUGCUCAGAAAUUAUUGAUUGCUGGUUAUUACAGAACAAUUGACUGUAUUAGAAAAAAACAUGCUUUACUAAUGGAACAAAAAAAGCAACAUGAACAAAAACUUGAAAGAGGUGAAAUUGACGAUGAAUUUGUGCUCAAAUUUAAAUCAAGAACUGAAGGAUGGUCUGGUGCAGAAGAACAAAAAUUGAACGACUUAGUUGCUAAAUAUGGUAGAAGAUUUCCUUUUUUUGCAGAAAAUUAUUUUCCAAAUAGAUCUGCUCAAUCCCUUCAACAUCACUAUAAUUAUGUUAAUCCCAGUAAAUACUUAGUUGAAUAUCAAGGAAAAUUUCAAAUUAUAAAUGAAAAAACAUAUCAAAAAGGGUUGCUGGACUCAAAACAAUUUACAUUUCAAGCUAGAAUUCCAAAAGAAAAAUCACCUGAAGUAAAAAAUGUUUAUGAUAAUGAUGAUUUAUAUGAAGAACAAGAAGAUUUUUUUGAAGAUGAUGAAAUUGAAGAUUCAGGAGAUGAUGAAGUUGACGGUGAAAAUUCUGAGUUACCUUUUGUUGUAAAAACUACCAAAGCCUAUACUAAGGAGGAAAAUCUUAGACUUUUGGCAAUAGGUGAUGUUUUUAAAAGAUGGUUUAUUAUUAGAUCGUGGGGGUUGUUUCCAGGUAGAAGCGCCCUUAAUUUAAGUGUUCAGUAUUGUAAACUAAAAAAAUAUGAUGAAAAAUCAUUAAACUCAUAUUUGAACGAGCCUGGUCAUAAUCAAAAUGAAUAUAAUUGGACAACUGAGCGUCAGAAUUUUCUCAUAGAUAAAAGAGAUGAAGGAUUAAAAUGGGAUGAUAUUGUCAAACUUAAUGAAUUUUCUGGCUCAAAUUCGAGAUAUUUGCAAAGUUAUUAUUAUCAACUAAAUGUUGUCCAAUAUUUGGUUGAAGAAAAUGAAUAUGGGAAUUUUUCCAUUAAAUCUAAAAGAUAUGUUGAAAUUAGUACCAAUCAAAAUAUGAUUCAACCAAUUGAAUUGCCGAAAAAGUAUGAAACCAGAGUAAUCGAACCCGAAGACUACAAUCCAUUAAUUGAUUCAUUCACAGUUGAAGACAAUGAUAGAUUAAAGAAAUUGUAUAAAGUGAUGAAAGAUUUUAGUAUUAUUCAGCAGGUAUUCAAUUAUCCAAUUAAAGAGUUAAAGUCACACUGGUCAAGAAUCAAUGAAAAACUAGAUCAGGUAGUUGAAUAUGAUAAUUCAACUUUUGAAUUUUGUUCUAAAUCAAGCUUACAUGAUAUUGAUAAAAGUGAAAAAGAUGCUAAAGCAAACAAAAUUCCCAUUUUAAAUUCUAUUUCGAAGACAUUCGAUUUAAGUGGUAAUAAUGUUGAAGCUACGGCAGAUCAGAAAAGUGAUUUCACAUGGGACCCUGAUAACGAAAGAAGACUAGUAAAUUUGGCAAAAGCAAUGGAUGUGGCUUUACCUAAAAGAAAUUGGUUUGCCAUAGCUCACAAAACUACGUUUUUUCCUGGUAAGUCAAAUAUGGAUCUCUUCAAUCAGCUUAAUUACAUUAAAAAAAGAAAAUAA